AUGCACAAUUCCCUCUGGCAGACCAGGGACAUCUCCUACUCAGGAUGUGCUGCACAGCUCUUUUUUUUUAUGUUUUUCAUGUCAUUAGAGGUUUCCCUCCUAACCAUCAUGUGCUACGACCGCUACGUGUCCAUCUGCAAACCCCUGCACUACGGGACCCUCCUGGGCAGCAGAGCUUGUGCCCACAUGGCAGCAGCUGCCUGGGCCAGUGCCUUCCUCAAUGCUCUGCUGCACACAGCCAAUACAUUUUCCCUGCCCCUGUGCCAUGGCAAUGCCCUGGGCCAGUUCUUCUGUGAAAUCCCACAGCUCCUCAAGCUCUCCUGCUCCAAAUCCUACCUCAGGGAACUUGGACUUCUUGCUGUAAGUAUCGUUGUCGCCUCAAGCUGCUUUGUCUUUAUGGUUUUUUCCUAUGUGCAGAUCUUCAGGGCCGUGCUGAGGAUCCCCUCUGAGCAGGGACGGCACAAAGCCUUUUCCACCUGCCUCCCUCACCUGGCCGUGCUCUCCCUGUUUGUCAGCACUGGCUCUUUUGCCUACCUGAAGCCAUCCUCCAUGUCCUCCCCAUCCCUGGAUCUGGCCCUGUCAGUUCUGUACUCGGUGGUGCCUCCAGCCCUGAACCCCCUCAUCUACAGCCUGAGGAACCAAGAGCUCAAGGCUGCAGUGUGGACACUGAUGAGUGGGCCAUUUAGGAAACAUUAA
Zonotrichia leucophrys gambelii is the source of this 696-nucleotide messenger RNA. Its product is annotated as olfactory receptor 14J1-like. Bases 1 to 696 code for a protein of 231 amino acids. The record is from RefSeq and is a predicted model, not a curated record. The transcript has a single exon. NCBI's taxonomy places the organism in Eukaryota, Metazoa, Chordata, Aves, Passeriformes, Passerellidae. Gene Ontology annotation, biological process: G protein-coupled receptor signaling pathway. Gene Ontology annotation, cellular component: membrane. Gene Ontology annotation, molecular function: olfactory receptor activity; G protein-coupled receptor activity; odorant binding.